AUGUUGAUCAAAGUCAAGACUCUGACUGGCAAAGAGAUCGAGCUUGAUGUCGAUGCGACAGAUAAAAUUCUUCGUAUAAAAGAACGCGUCGAAGAGAAAGAGGGAAUUCCGCCUGUUCAGCAACGCUUGAUUUUUGGUGGCAAGCAAAUGUCCGACGAAAAAAUGAUCAAGGACUUUGGUAUCGAAGGAGGCACAGUCUUGCAUUCCGACUGA
Messenger RNA from Malassezia globosa CBS 7966, 213 nucleotides. RefSeq lists its product as uncharacterized. The record is from RefSeq and is a predicted model, not a curated record. Gene Ontology annotation, molecular function: ubiquitin protein ligase binding; protein tag activity. Gene Ontology annotation, cellular component: nucleus; cytoplasm. The transcript is spliced from 5 exons. The coding region runs from base 1 to 213 and encodes 70 amino acids. Gene Ontology annotation, biological process: regulation of proteolysis; modification-dependent protein catabolic process; protein neddylation. NCBI's taxonomy places the organism in Eukaryota, Fungi, Basidiomycota, Malasseziomycetes, Malasseziales, Malasseziaceae.